GAAAUUCAACGUCAUGAAGACUUUUCUGUUAAACCAGAAAACAAAAUCCAUAACUUAGAUACCUCGGAAUGGCCAUUGUUACUAAAAAAUUAUGAUAAAUUGAAUGUACGCACUGGCCAUUACACACCUUUAACAAAUGGUAUGUCACCACUGAAAAGACCAAUUCGUGAUUAUAUUAAGUGUGGAUUUAUAAAUUUGGAUAAACCGGCUAAUCCUUCAUCUCACGAGGUUGUAGCUUGGAUUCGUAGAAUACUGCGAGUCGAAAAAACUGGCCACAGUGGUACACUCGAUCCUAAAGUGACUGGUUGUCUGAUUGUUUGCAUUGAAAGAGCUACAAGAUUAGUAAAAUCUCAACAAGGAGCUGGUAAAGAAUAUGUAUGCGUUAUUCGAUUACAUGAAGCGAUUGAAAACGAGGCCGUUCUAGCUAGGACACUAGAAACUCUAACAGGAGCACUUUUUCAACGACCUCCUCUUAUAUCUGCUGUCAAAAGGCAGUUAAGAAUACGAACUAUAUAUGAAAGCAAAUUGAUAGAAUUUGAUAAAGAUAGGCAUUUAGGUGUGUUUUGGGUAAGCUGUGAAGCUGGCACGUAUAUUCGUACCCUCUGCGUUCAUAUGGGGUAUUUAAUUGGCUGUGGAGCACACAUGCAAGAACUUCGAAGAGUCCGAUCUGGAAUCCAAUCUGAACAGGAUGGUAUGGUAACGAUGCAUGAUGUUCUAGAUGCUCAAUGGGUUUACGAUAACUCCAAAGACGAAAGUUACCUUCGCCGUGUCAUUAAACCAUUGGAAGCCCUUUUAACAUCCCAUAAACGCUUAGUGGUGAAAGAUAGUGCGGUCAAUGCUAUUUGUUAUGGUGCUAAAUUAAUGAUUCCAGGACUGCUAAGAUAUGAAUCUGGUAUUGAAGUGAACUCUGAAGUAGUAAUAAUGUCGACAAAAGGAGAAGCUGUUGCUUUAGGUAUCGCUCUCAUGACAACAGCAGUUAUGGCUACUUGCGAUCAUGGCUCUGUAGCUAAGAUAAAACGAGUGAUCAUGGAUAGGGAUACCUACCCUAGAAAGUGGGGUCUAGGACCGAUGGCUCUAAAAAAGAAAAAGAUGGUAGCAGCUGGUUUAUUAGAUAAAUAUGGUAAACCCAAUCAAAAUACACCAGCUGAUUGGCAAGAAAAUGGUCAAGCCAAAACUGUGUCUUCCAUGAAUGAAAGUAGUGCUAUGAAAACUCCUGAUGCUACAUCAUCGGUAUUGGGCCAAACCAAGAAAGAAAAGAAAGAAGAAGAAAAGAAGGAAGAAAAGAAAGAAAAGAAGGAAGAAAAGAAAGAAAAGAAAGAAAAAAAAGAAAAGAAAGAGAAGAAGGAGGAAAAGGAAGCAAAGAAGGAAAAAAAAGAGAAAAAAGAAAAAAAGCAAGAUGAAUCACAAGUUUGUGCAGUAUUUAAAUAUCUUUGCUCUCCAAUAGAUAUAAAUUACUCUUGUUAA
This is a messenger RNA of Trichoplax adhaerens, 1464 nucleotides long. RefSeq lists its product as uncharacterized. Gene Ontology annotation, molecular function: RNA binding; pseudouridine synthase activity. Gene Ontology annotation, biological process: snRNA pseudouridine synthesis; box H/ACA sno(s)RNA 3'-end processing; mRNA pseudouridine synthesis. Lineage: Eukaryota; Metazoa; Placozoa; Uniplacotomia; Trichoplacea; Trichoplacidae. The transcript is spliced from 12 exons. The record is from RefSeq and is a predicted model, not a curated record. Gene Ontology annotation, cellular component: box H/ACA snoRNP complex. The annotation marks the transcript as partial.